This is a messenger RNA of Suncus etruscus (white-toothed pygmy shrew), 1851 nucleotides long. It is a transcript of the gene POU4F2, whose product is annotated as POU class 4 homeobox 2. Gene Ontology annotation, biological process: regulation of transcription by RNA polymerase II. Gene Ontology annotation, molecular function: DNA-binding transcription factor activity, RNA polymerase II-specific; RNA polymerase II cis-regulatory region sequence-specific DNA binding. The record is from RefSeq and is a predicted model, not a curated record. NCBI's taxonomy places the organism in Eukaryota, Metazoa, Chordata, Mammalia, Eulipotyphla, Soricidae. Bases 130 to 1359 code for a protein of 409 amino acids. The transcript is spliced from 2 exons.
GGCUGAGUGCAACUUUGCUUCGGCCCUUCCCGGCUCUCGCUCUUGCGGGGCGCGCGCCUCUCCGGUCAUCGUGCGGGGCAGCCGGGCUCCGCGCGUGCUCCCCCGACCUGUUCCCGGGCGGCCGGGAAGAUGAUGAUGAUGUCCCUGAACAGCAAGCAGGCGUUCAGCAUGCCGCACGGCGGCAGCCUGCACGUGGAGCCCAAGUACUCGGCCCUGCACAGCGCCUCGCCCGGUUCCGCGGCGCCCGCCGCCAGCUCCCCCAGCAGCUCCAGUAACGCUGCGGGCGGCGGCGGCGGCGGGAGCGGCGGCGGGGGCGGCAGCCGGAGCAGCAGCUCGAGUAGCGGCGGCGGCGGCAGCGGCGGUGGCGGCGGCGGGGGCUCGGAGGCGUUGCGGAGAGCGUGUCUUCCAACCCCACCGAGCAAUAUAUUCGGCGGACUGGAUGAGAGUCUGCUGGCCCGCGCUGAGGCUCUGGCGGCGGUGGACAUCGUCUCCCAGAGCAAGAGCCACCACCACCACCCGCCUCACCACAGUCCCUUCAAGCCGGACGCCACCUACCACACCAUGAACACCAUCCCGUGCACCUCGGCCGCCUCGUCGUCGUCUGUCCCCAUCUCGCACCCAUCGGCGCUGGCCGGGACGCACCACCACCACCAUCACCACCACCAUCACCACCACCAGCCGCACCAGGCGCUGGAGGGGGAGCUGCUGGAGCACCUGAGUCCCGGGCUGGCUCUAGGCGCCAUGGCAGGCCCGGACGGCGCGGUGGUGUCCACGCCGGCGCACGCGCCCCAUAUGGCCACCAUGAACCCCAUGCACCAAGCGGCGCUCAGCAUGGCCCACGCGCACGGGCUGCCCUCGCACAUGGGCUGCAUGAGCGACGUGGACGCCGACCCCCGGGACCUGGAGGCGUUCGCCGAGCGCUUCAAGCAGCGGCGCAUCAAGCUGGGGGUGACGCAGGCCGACGUGGGCUCGGCGCUGGCCAACCUCAAGAUCCCCGGCGUGGGCUCGCUCAGCCAGAGCACCAUCUGCAGGUUCGAGUCACUCACGCUCUCGCACAACAACAUGAUCGCGCUCAAGCCCAUCCUGCAGGCCUGGCUGGAGGAGGCCGAGAAGUCGCACCGCGAGAAGCUCACCAAGCCCGAGCUCUUCAACGGCGCCGAGAAGAAGCGCAAACGCACGUCCAUCGCCGCGCCCGAAAAGCGCUCGCUGGAAGCCUACUUUGCCAUCCAGCCCCGGCCGUCGUCCGAGAAGAUCGCCGCCAUCGCCGAGAAGCUGGACCUUAAGAAAAACGUGGUGCGCGUCUGGUUCUGCAACCAGAGGCAGAAACAGAAAAGAAUGAAAUACUCAGCGGGCAUCUAGGGCCCCCUUGGCGGCGUCUCCAGGGACGGCACCCCGCCUCCGCAUCCCUCGAGGUCUCUUCCCCCACCCCACCCUUUCUCUCCUGCCUCUUUUCUUUCCACGUUGGGCGCCCAGAAACAAAUGCCAGAAAAUGUGAAUCCGAUGACAGUCUUGGGUUGGAGACCGUACUUGCAAAAAAAAACAAUAAAUUAAUUAAAAUUAAAAUACAUAAAACUCUAGCGAGCCACGGAGUCCCAGGCCCGGUGAGAAACAGCGCAACGAGUUUUCCACGGAAAGAGAAGCUGCAGCAGGGAUUGGCCCGGACACCCCCUUUUCACCCCUACUUCUACCCGGCACUUGGGCACCUUCCGAGGCAAACUGGAGCUGGGCUGUUUGAAGCCGAAACAGCCAAUAGAGCCUUUUCACAGGCCGCCAGCAGGAGCAAGUAAGAUUUGUUUUUAUUCUUAAAGACAGCACUCCCCGUUCGAAUUUUAAAAGUCCACUUUGCAGCUA